Messenger RNA from Oldenlandia corymbosa var. corymbosa, 3659 nucleotides. The record is from the annotation of a GenBank genome assembly. NCBI's taxonomy places the organism in Eukaryota, Viridiplantae, Streptophyta, Magnoliopsida, Gentianales, Rubiaceae.
GAAAUUUCUUGAUUGAAGAAAAAAAAGAAGUGGAAAUCACGGGGGAAUUUCUGAAAUUUGUCCUCAGGGUGGAAGUACCUUGUUGAGUUGUUUCCUAGUUUCCUCAUUCCAAAUAAUUUGGAUCACCCUGUAUAUUUUGAUUAUCUACGCUAAUAUAUGUCAAAGAAAGUAUUUAAAAUGUGUAUAAAAAUACUGUACUAGGAAGUAGGAUUGAAUAAAUGAAUGAUUAUAUACAAUGUGUGCAUUAACCUCAGGAAGGAAUAUUCCAAGCUCCCAACCAACAUUUUGCUUCCAACUACACGAAGAACCAAUACAUUUGCGUAUAGCCCACGUUUUUUAAUUUUGCACAAAUGAUCCAACUUUGAUACAAACAAUACAAACAUCCCUGUUUGUAAUUGUUCUUUGUCCAAUAUCAAUUUUGCCGAAGCUUCUGUUGAUUAAGGAUUAUUUUUAAUCUUUGAUCUAACCUGACAAGAAAGUAGAGGGUUCAGGGUUCAUCUGUUUCCCCUCUUUUUUUUUCUCUUCGGAAUUUCCCUCUUACAAAAGUCUUCAAUUUGAUCAUUUCAAAGAGAAUUAUGAGCUGGAGAAGGGUUCUCAAGUCAUUUCAAACGGUUUCAGCUCAUGGGUUUCUCUUCACUUUCACUUUGCUCCUUACUCUCAAGCUUGAUCACGCCAUUCAUUGGUCUUGGUGGUCCGUUUUUCUUCCUCUGUGGUCAUUUCAUGCUGUUGUAGCAAGAGGCAGGUUCUCCUUACCUGCCCCUUCAAUGCCUCAUGAUCGCCAUUGGGCACCAUUUCAUGCUGUUGUGGCGAUGCCAUUGCUUGUUGCUUUUGAACUACUACUCUGUAUAUAUCUUGGAAACUCUGAUGCUGUCAAUUUGAAGAUUGUAUUUUUGCCCUUAGUAGCAUUUGAAGCAGCGAUUUUGGUUGAUAAUGUUAGGAUGUGUAGGGCUCUAAUGCCGGGUGAGGAUGAAAGCAUGAGUGAUGAAGCAUUGUGGGAAACACUUCCUCACUUCUGGGUGGCAAUCUCCAUGGUCUUCUUCAUUGCUGCAACAAUUUUCACUCUGUUGAAGCUCUGUGGUGAUGUGGCUGCUUUGGGUUGGUGGGAUUUGUUUAUCAACUAUGGUGUUGCAGAGUGCUUUGCAUUCCUCAUCUGCACAAAGUGGCACAAUCCUGCGAUUCAUAGAAGAUUCAAUACCAGAGUAGCCACCUCUUCUUCAACUACUCCUUUAUAUCUUAGCUGGAACAGAGGAUUAGGGGUAUCAUCUGAUGAAGAUUACCAACAAAGCAGAGUGUGCAGUUUGCAGGACAUUGGUGGUCAUUUUAUGAAAGUGCCUCUGAUUGGUUUCCAAAUCCUUCUUUUUAUGCGAUUAGAGGGGACACCAACCAGUGCCAGACGUAUCCCAAUUCCUCUCUUGUUUGCUCCCCUUCUAUUUUUGCAAGGAGCUGGGCUUCUGUUUGCCAUCUAUCGACUUUUGGAGAAAGUCAUUAUUCUCGUGCAUAGUGACACUGGUGCAAGAAUGUACUCCAGUUUGUCCACUAUGGUUAGGGACUAUUUGGGAUUCAUGCAUCAUGGGUCAAGGUUGUUGGGUUGGUGGUCGAUUGAUGAAUCAAGUAGAGAAGAACAAGCGCGUCUUUAUUACUCUGCAACUUCUGGAUACAACACGUUCUCACCCGAUACUGUUAAGAAAGUACCCAAAUCUGAUCUUGCAGAUGAGAUAUGGAGACUUCAGGCAGCAUUAAAUGAACAAACAGAAAUUACACGAUUUAGUCAGGAGGAGUUUGAAAGACUCCAAAAUGAGAAAAUUCUUUGUAGAGUUUGCUUUGAAGAACAGAUAGACACUGUUUUGCUCCCUUGUAGGCAUCACAUUAUAUGCAGCAUCUGCUCUGAGAAGUGCAAAAAGUGUCCUGUCUGCCGUGUAUAUAUUGAAGAGCGUAUGCCAGUAUAUGACGUAUGAUCACCUCUCCCAGCGGGGAAGCUGUUUACCAGUGGUGAAUGCAUAUUUUGGCCAAAUUUCUCCAGUUGAAGAACUGAAGAAGCUUUCAUUGGAUGGCUCUUGGGUGUCAUUCUUUGUAGCACCAUUUCAGGUGACAUUCUUCAUCACUGGACUUGCUUCAAUAGGGCACUUGUCUUCUAUUUUUGCAGCAAAUUCAUCAAAACAUUCAUCCAUGGUUCGGAAGGUCUCGUCUGGGUACAAACUACUGAUUUCUACUUCAUGAGGUUCAUCCACUGAGAAAUUUAUCUGACAACCCUUUAUGAAAAUGUCAUGUGUGAAUGCUGCAACAAUGCUUUGUGGGAUGACAUUUUCUGCACAAUCAAACCACAUUUACUAAUGUUAGGUCAAAAUGCAAUCACAUGCUCCAAUUGAGACUCUAGGGUGUAGUAGGUUUAUCUCACCUUGCGCUGCAGCUAAAAGGUCGUUUUCGGACACAGUCACCCUAGGAAGAGUACGUCCGAUUUUGUUUUCCCACAAAGAAGCAAGUUCAUUCAUGCUAAGAAAAUUGCACUUUGGUCGGAAAUGAACAGUCUUGUUCACUGUCCGAACAUCACUAGCCGCUUUGAUAGUCAACCUUCCUAUAUCAACUCCAGCUACAAAAUAAGCUGCCAAACAAAGGAGGGAAAACCCAGAAUUGGAAGUCGAAACCUUAUGUUUGGUAUACAUAACAAAAAGUACGACAGAAGAUCUCAUCUGUAACACAAUUUAGUGGAAAUGCAAAGUAGUACCUUUGAUGUUGCCAUCGCCAUAGAUUUGGAAAUGGUGGAGAGGCGGCAAAACGUCAGAAGGGUGGGUAUUAUCAUAGUAAGGCCAAGAAGCAAUGGAAUUACAGCAAAUGUAAGUGUAGGGUAUUCCUAAUUCCUCAGUCAACCUUCUCACUUUUCUUUUUUCUUUGUACAUUCUCAGUCCUGGCUCAACCGGAUCCGCUCUGUCGACAUCGUGACCAAACUCCGAUGGCAAAAAUCUCUACAUUAACCCAUAAAUGUGUGUAUAAAACAUAAGUUACACAAUACUCCUUCCGUCAUAAAAUGAUUAUUCAGUUUGGAUUUUUACUUUUAGUACGUUUACCUUAAUUUUUGUCCCAGCAGUUUUGAUGGCGCGGAUGAGAGUAAGUUGAUCAAGCAAAUUUCCACCUCCAACAACAGAUAUAACUAUAUCAAUCUCGUUCUCUUUCAACAUCUUCUCUAACAAUGCUUGAUCAUCAUUUAUAGAACCCUGAUCACAAAAAUUAGCUUUGUAAGACAAGACUUGAAAAAAAAAAGAAGAAAAAGCAUGCAGGUUUAAUUGAUUUGAGCAAUAUUGUACGUGGAGGAUAAUGGCUCCUUGAUCUUGGAAAGCUUUGAUUGCUUGGGCCUUGGGAUGAUCAUCACCAUCAAACGCCGGCCGGCGGCUGAGAAUAUAAGUCGGCAAGCCUGAAUCAAGGCUUGCUUGGAUUAUGAAUCGGCCGAUGAAACCAGUGGCUCCAAUGAUCAAGACUUUGUUUCUUGCAUCAUCAGCUUGACGAAGUAUAGGAUUGUUUGGAGGAGGAAAAACCGAUGUCAUUUUUAGCUCCAAAAGAAAAUUAGUGACUCACAAAUUCACAAAGCUACUACAAUGUGAUUAGGAUUUUGCUUCGGUUAUAUGUAUGUACUAUGUAGUGACUUUACUUCCUCGAGGCUAGAAACU